AUGGAUAGAGAUUGGAUGAGUGCAGAUAGGUUGUCAAUGAAAUAUAUGGAAGGUGUUGAUCUGUUUUUGGAGUUUGCUGAGAAGAAGGCUUCUAAUCUUAAUUUUGUUCAUUGUCCGUGCAUGAAAUGUGGCAACAUAGAGCGUAUGAAAAUUUUUAAGAUUAAAGAACAUUUGUUUAGGAACGGUAUAGACAAAAGCUAUAAAAUUUGGUAUCACCAUGGGGAAAAAAUUAGAACUUCAGAUGAGGGACCUUCCAAGUCUAGGAAGGAGAAGUGCGUUAAUUUGGAUUACGGAGAUGAUCACAUUGCAAAAAUGAUUGAUGAUGCACAAUUUGAAUCCAAUACAGCUGAUCCAGUGAAUUUUAAAUCCCUUUUAGAAGAUGCUGAAAAACCUAUUUACCCUAAUUGUAAUAGGUUUACUAAGUUAUCGUCACUUAUUAGAUUGUACAAUCUGAAAGCCAAAUAUGGGUGGAGCGAUAAGAGUUUUACGGAGUUACUAGCCUUUUUAGGAGAUUUGUUACCUGAAGGUAAUGAAAUGCCUUUGUCUUUCUAUGAGGCAAAGAAGACAUUGUGUUCAUUAGGCAUGCAAUAUGAAAAGAUACAUGCAUGUCCUAACGAUUGCAUCCUCUAUCGAAAUAGAUUUGAAAAUGAAACGUUGUGUCCGACGUGCGGUGAGUCUAGGUGGCAAAAGAAGAAGAAUUCUGAUGAGGUAAAGGUUGGUAUACCUGCAAAGGUAUUAUGGGUGAAAGAUGGUAUGAUGAGACAUCCAGCCGAUUCACCUGCUUGGAAAGCAAUUGAUGCUAGAUGGCCUGACUUUGGCAAUGAACCUAGGAAUAUUCGUCUUGGUCUUUCUGCAGACGGUAUUAAUCCACAUACUAAUCUUAGCAGUAAGUACAGUUGCUGGCCAGUUUUGCUUGUAAUGUAUAAUUUGCCGCCCUGGUUGGUAAUGAAGAGGAAGUUCACUAUGCUGACACUGUUGAUAUCAGGCCCUUCACAGCCUGGUAACAAUAUUGAUGUUUACUUAGCUCCUCUUGUUGAAGAUCUAAGUCAACUGUGGUGUGAUGGUGUUAGUGCUUAUGAUGCCCAUAGGAAUGAAAAUUUCAAUCUUAGAGCAAUAUUAAUGUGGACAAUUAAUGAUUUUCCUGCCUUUGGCAAUCUUUCUGGUUAUAGUUUGAAAGGGUCUAAGGCAUGUCCUAUAUGUGAGGAGAAAACUUGUUCUCAAUAUUUAAAACACUCGAGAAAGAUUAGCUAUAUGGGACAUCGAAGAUUUUUGCCUUCUAACCAUGUAUUUCGAACUUGGAAAAAAGCAUUCGACGGGAAGCAAGAAUUUGAAGUGGCUCCGCCACCUUUACUUGGAGAACAAUUAGUAGUAAAGUUGAGUAAUGUCAAAUUCAAGCUUGGAAAGCAAAAAGUGACCCCUAAGAAAAGAAAGGGAAAACGUGACAAUUGCGAGCAAGUCACAGCUCAACCUGAUGGACCAUGGAAAAAGAAAUCAAUAUUUUUUGAGCUCGAGUACUGGAAGCAUUUGGUUUUACGUCAUAAUUUAGAUGUAAUGCAUAUUGAGAAGAAUGUGUCAGAUAGCCUAAUCAAUACCUUGUUUAAUGUUCCUGGUCGGUCCAAAGAUGGAAUUAAGUCUCGUCUAGAUUUGAAGGAUUUCGGAAUGCGAGCAAAUUUACACCCACAAGUUGUUGGUAAAAAAACUUAUUUGCAACCAGCAUGUUAUGCCUUCACUAAAGAAGAAAAACGCUCUGUGUGUAAUUCUUUGUCUCAGGUGAAGGUACCUGAAGGAUAUUCUUCAAAUAUGUCAAGUUUGGGAACAUUUUAA
Molecule: messenger RNA, 1824 nt
Organism: Cannabis sativa
Lineage: Eukaryota; Viridiplantae; Streptophyta; Magnoliopsida; Rosales; Cannabaceae
Exons: 3
Coding region: 1-1824 (607 amino acids)
Source: RefSeq, a predicted model, not a curated record